Arachis stenosperma is the source of this 1284-nucleotide messenger RNA. RefSeq lists its product as uncharacterized. Lineage: Eukaryota; Viridiplantae; Streptophyta; Magnoliopsida; Fabales; Fabaceae. The coding region runs from base 1 to 1284 and encodes 427 amino acids. The transcript has a single exon. The record is from RefSeq and is a predicted model, not a curated record.
AUGGCCGACAAUGGAGUUCAUCAACCUACCCAGGCCGAACUUAUGGCCCAGAUGGCUGAACUGCAGGCGGAAGUGAAAAGACUUGCCGAAUUAUCCACUCAAAACAACGCUGGCAAGCAUGAGGACAAUGGAUGCAAAGGAAAAGGCAGUGCAGACCUAUUGAGUGUCGACCCACCGAAGGAGAAACUGACCUUAGACAACCCGUUCUCCGAGGAGAUUACCAAUUACCAGAUGCCAAAACACUUCACACUACCUUCCUCACUCGAGCCAUAUAAGGGGAUUGGUGACCCCCGGGCUCAUAUUAAAAAAUUUCAAUCUAUGAUGUUCUUUAAUGGCCCUAACAAUGAACCUGUUCUUUGCAGAGCUUUCCCUAUUUACCUCGAUGGCGCAGCUCUCCUUUGGUUUUCAAAACUACCUGAAGGAUCAAUCUCUUCUUUCAAGGAGUUGGCAAAAUCUUUCAUAGACUACUUUGCUGCAGCACGGAUUUACGUACACGGAUCGGAUUAUCUCGGCACCAUCCGCCAAGGUCCCCAAGAAAGCUUAAAAGACUAUUUGACCAGAUUCGCAGAUGCAACAAUGGAGAUACCCGAUCUAGAUCCCGCCGUCCAUCUGCAUGACUUAAAAGUCGGCCUCAAGCCUGAAAAAUUCAGAGAAACAAUUGUAGUCACAAAACCGAAGACCUUAGAAGAAUUCCGAGAACGUGCGGCCAGGCAAAUGCAGAUUGAAGAACUCCGUGAGGCUGAAGAGGCAGAAAGAAGGCAGCCCAGAAGAGAGGAAAGCCGAGCGAUGAGGUCGACCGAUAGAAAACACCCUAGGAAACCGUUUAAGCUUACUCCAAAGUUCGACAAUUAUACCGGGUUCAACACCAAAAGAGAGAAGAUAAUUAAAGAAAUACUCAACGCUAAAAUCAUAAAACCACCAUUGAGGGCAGGGAACUACCAAGACCAGCGAUUUGUCGACCGAAGCAAACAUUGCACCUUCCACCAGAAAUACGGACACACAACCGACGAGUGCGUAAUAGCUAAAGAUCUGCUAGAGAGAUUAGCUCGGCAAGGACUCCUAGAUAAAUAUAUCGAAGGUAGAAGACAUAAAGACAAUAGCAGAGACCGAGAUGAACGCCAACAGACCUCGGGGAACAAAGAAGAAUAUAAGUGGCCACACAACGCACCACCAAAGGCCAUCAUAAAUUGCAUAUUCGGAGGAUUCUCCGGGGGAGGGGAAACAACCUUAGCACGAAAACGAAGUUACCGAGCAAUGCUGGCAAGGAACAACACCACAAAAUAA